This is a messenger RNA of Sesamum indicum (sesame), 695 nucleotides long. RefSeq names its product non-specific lipid transfer protein GPI-anchored 14. NCBI's taxonomy places the organism in Eukaryota, Viridiplantae, Streptophyta, Magnoliopsida, Lamiales, Pedaliaceae. The record is from RefSeq and is a predicted model, not a curated record.
UCCAAGUUGUUUGAAAGAAAAUCAGAACCAACCUGAGGGGCAAAAGCUGGUGAUUUUCCGUAAUCCGUUGUACAAGAAAACCAUCUCCAGAAACACCAACAAGUACAUUAUGUGUGUAGUUUAGGAACACAGUAGAUUCCCACAUUAGUUAUGGACAGCAAACGAUUGGUUUCAUGGGUGAUAAUGGUGAUGAUGGUUUGUGGUGGGGGGUCGGAUUCCGCACAAGACAAGAAAAAGUGUCAAGACCAAUUAGUGAGUUUAUCAUCAUGUAUCGACUUUGUGAGUGGAGAUGCCAAGGCUCCUACUCCAAGUUGCUGCAGUGAGCUGAGAAAAGAUGUGAUCAAAUCCAAGCUGUGUCUCUGCAUCCUUGUUAAGGACCGGAAUGACCCCCAACUUGGCUUUAAACUAAAUGCAACUCUUGCUCUCACUCUCAUUCCCUUAUGCCAUAUCCCUUCAGAUGCUUCGGUCUGCCCUCAACUGCUAGAGCUAGCUCCCAACUCGCCAGAGGCUCAGAUUUUUGAGCAAUUCAACACCACCUCAUCAGCAGUGGACAGUGACACUAUUCCUAGUUCAAGCACCAAAGGACUCAGACAAGCAGCCAUUCAUGGAGUCGUCUUCACUUGCAUUCUGCUCUCUGUUUUCAUCACCAUCAUUUAGAAAAAAAGACUGAUCAGCAGCUACUGUAUAUCUAUAUC